Scophthalmus maximus (turbot) is the source of this 3958-nucleotide messenger RNA. RefSeq names its product centrosomal protein 97 (gene cep97). Bases 122 to 2431 code for a protein of 769 amino acids. NCBI's taxonomy places the organism in Eukaryota, Metazoa, Chordata, Actinopteri, Pleuronectiformes, Scophthalmidae. The record is from RefSeq and is a predicted model, not a curated record. The transcript has 11 exons. Gene Ontology annotation, molecular function: protein binding.
GUCAAAAGCCGCUUGACGACGAGCGACCAAAAAGUCGCUCGGCUUCUUGCCCGUCUCCCGCACUCGUCUGCGGCUGAAAGAGUUGUCAGCGAGCGGUGGGUGUGUGUCCGGCGGCGACAGGAUGGGUGUAUCCGAUUUAAAGACCGAUACAAAUGCUGGACCCGUGGUGGAUCUUUCUGCCCGGGGUAUGCAGAAGCUGGAUCCCAGUUUCACCUGCUCUGAAGACACUCACACUCUCAUCCUGGACCGUAACCACAUCAUGAAACUGGAACAUCUGGAAAGGAGCCCAGGCCUUCAGCAGCUGUCAGUAGCUAGUAACCGUCUGGUGAGAAUGAUGGGUGUGUCUCAGCUGACGGAGUUAAGAGUCCUCAAUCUUCCCAAUAACAGUAUCGGCUAUAUCGAGGGGCUAAGAGAUCUGCCUCACCUCACGUGGCUCAACCUGUCUGGAAACAAUAUCAAGGUCAUUGAGCAACUCAGCAGCUGUGUUUCCCUUCAACACAUGGACCUGUCUGACAAUAACAUAUCAACCAUCGGUGAUCUGACUAAGUUGGUGGCAUUAAAGACACUUUUACUCCAUGGAAACAGCAUUACCACACUCCGUACCGUUCCCGCCCACUUACCCGCCAACUUAUCCAUCCUCUCCCUGGCAGAAAACGAGAUAAGAGAUCUCAAUGAAGUGUCAUUCCUGGCACUUCUCCAUGAACUGGAGCAGCUGUCUAUAAUGAGCAACCCUUGUGUCAUGGCAACCCCCUCACUGCCCGGAUUUGACUAUCGGCCUUAUAUCAUGAGUUGGUGCCUGAACCUAAAGGUCCUGGAUGGCUACAUGGUGUCACAGAAAGAAGGCCUUAAAGCAGAGUGGCUGUACAGUCAAGGAAAAGGACGCUCGUAUCGACCAGGUCAGCAUGUACAGCUUGUUCAGUACCUCACCACUGUUUGCCCUCUGACCUCGUCGCCAGCCUUGGAGACGGCAGAAGAUGCCAAGCUGGAAAAGAUCCUCAGUAAGCAGAGGUUUCACCAAAGGCAGCUGCUAGAGGAGACGACGGGGGGAAGCUGUCCCAGUCCUCCUCGUCCAACUCAACUCGAUGUGGAGAAGCACAGUCCUCCAGAUGCGACGCCGCAGGUGGAAGCCAGAGAGGUGAAGAAAAACACUGCAACUGGACCAUCUGAUGCUCCAACAGUCCUGGAGACGGAGCCAGUUGUGCAGUUCAACACGUGGGUGGGCUGCGAUUCUUCCCACCCACCAUUGCCGGCAGUCCGCAGUCCAAGGCUCAGAGAGGAGCACAUCUGUUUGGAGGAUGUUGAGACAGAUGAGGAUAAACUCGACAGCAGCAUGCUUUCCUCAGAGUCCACCUUUCUCCCGUUCACAUCUGAUCAGGAGCCGCAAACGACGCAGUCUGACAGUGAGGAUGAGACGGAGACAUUUGAACCCGAUUCCCUGGCCCCAAGGUGUCCAGCACAACCCCAAAAGCACGACACAAAAAAAAAACAUCCUUCGGCCCCAGUGGAUAAGCAAGAGAGGAAGAUUCUUGAAGAAGAAGUUACUUCUGGUGCAGCCAGUACAGUUCUCUCUCUGGGAGUCAGCGUUAGCGUCCCACAACAAGAUCCGGAAACACCCUCUGAUUUUGGUGAAGCAGAGACUAAAGAAGCCCCCAAGCAGGAAGAAGCAGGUUUAUCUGCUAACAAAUCAAGUUGUACGGAAGCAGACAGGGCAGCAGUUAAAAUACAGUCCUGGUGGAGGGGGCAGUACACUCGAAGCUGUCACCCCAUGGUCAGAGAGGUGCGCAGCGAAAUCCGCCUGCACAGGAUGCAAGAACAUAUCCUCUUCCUGUCUGAGAAGCUGAGCAGUGUGCAGAAGCAGUACGAGGAAGAGAGACUACAAAGGCUGGUUCAGGAGGAGGCGGUGAAGUUUCUGUGGAAGGAGCUCCAGUCUAUGCAGCAGUGGAAGACAUCUGUGGAGCAUCAGCUAGCAAACAUUACUCAGGCCGUCGCCCCGACUCCGAUCUCCUCUCCUGGACUAUGUAAAGCUUCCCCCCCAGCUGCCUCCAGCACAGCGAAGCCACCCAGCACAGACGUCUCUUUCCCAGACUCUGGCUUCCAGUCAACAGGCAACCAGCAGGCAGCGCUGGAGGACAGCUUCCUGAGCAGUGGCACAGACGAUUCUCUGAAGACGGUGCGAGCACUGAGCCCCGUUCGAUGUGGCUUUGCCGGGGGCAACGAUGGCAUGGACAGCGCCGACUGCAGCCUGCUGGAGCAGUACCUCUCCUCUGUGCAGCAGAGGGAGCAGGAAGCUGAGGAGGUGGCCAGUGAUAGAACAGAAACGCCACAGCCCUCCUCGCCCAUCACGCCUGCUAAAAUGGCACAGGCCAACUCCCCCCAUAAGGAGGCGGCAGAAGUACGAAGAACGGAGGGAACAACUCUCGGCCCUGUCUGAGAGUCGACACCUUCACAGAACUCCCGAUUGUGUGUAAAUAGGCUCUGAGUGUGUAGGGUCAAGCUGCUUCGCUCCCUCUUGAAAACACUGGAUAUGACUGAACACUGCACUUAUUAUCAGACCCAGCUCUCAAUCAAGUGUGCCCUUUAAGUCUGAAUCCAGGACAGGUUUGAAAACAAUACCUUACUGUGAAUGUAAUUCAAGUUCUUUUUAUAUCUCACCUCUUUUUGUCUUAUGUAACAGACAUUUUCUUCUGUGUGUAAAGACAAUGGUUGUGACGUAGCUUCAGAAGGUGCUCGUGACUUGAAAGCAUCUUUUUGAUUCACGUACAGUGAGUGGGUUUCUUCCCAUUCAAAUGAAAAGAGCAGGCAUAUAUUCUCCUUAUCGAUAUCUUGCAAUAAGCAUAAGGAAUCAGAUUAGGAGCUGAUGUGUUUAACGUAGUCCAACCACCGAUGUUUACUAUACACAAGCAACAACAUACAUAUUAUCUAUCGUGAUCCACAGUUGUAGUGGCUAAAUGUACGGGUUAGAAAAAUGUAAAUUAAUCUGAAAGUCAACAAUUAUUUUAAUAUUCAUGUAGUCUUACUGGUUUUAGUUUGUAUUAUUUGUUGAGUUGUUCAGUGAAUCCUUCAGUGUGUACAAAGCCAAAAUUAACCAAUUUAAAUUAAAACCAGAGCCGAUUGAUAUCUUCAUUAGGCAGACGAGCAGUAGACACAGAAAAUUUAUAAGGAUGAAUAGUUAUUGAAUAAGCGGUCACACAUCCAUUAUUUAUCAUAAUGAUUAUCGUGGUGCUUUUCAAUCUAUGACAAGUCUUCAUUGUCUCCUGUAAAGAAAGAUUCAUUUUCUUUCAACAGAGUGAUUUAUAAAUGGACAAAAUGUUUCAGUUCAGCAGGAAAGUCUGACUAAUUGCAUUAUCCAGGGACUGUUUUUCCUUCCACGAAUGACCUGAAUGGCCAAAUGAAUAUUCACAAACUGUUCCCAGGUCAUUGCAGCAUAACAACUGGAGAAAGGGACUGUCCUGGGUGAUGAUAAGCACAUUUCAUAACAAAACAAGAUACCACGUUAUGACACGACGCCAUUUAUUAAGAAUUUUAUAAUUGUUACUAAUAGUUGAUGAAUAAUUUACUAAUUAUUUAAUCAACAGUUAUAAGCCAUUAAAAUGAACACCUUCAGGAUGCCAGGUUGUGAAAAAAUUCUACGUUAUUAUACAUCUUUAUAACAUCUUUCAAUCUCUAAUUAUUUCCUUAGACCUUACCAAUAGAUUAUUUUCCCUUUUUUUUUUUACCACUUCUCUUCUGGAGAAGGGCUGCAGGACAUCUGGACUAAAACCCACUUAUUAACUGCUUAAUACACCACUACAACUCUAGUUUAACCAUGACCAAACUCCUUAAACAGAUGAACAGAAGGAACAAUACAGUUAAAUGUGAAAUGUUAAUGGUAAGAGCAGUUUUAUUAUAUUUUUUAAGUUGAGAAGUUCCCAUUCUGUUGUGUGACCCCCUGUGAAAUAAAACAUUUUUUGUAAUAAAA